Messenger RNA from Neocloeon triangulifer, 1121 nucleotides. RefSeq names its product aminoacyl tRNA synthase complex-interacting multifunctional protein 2 (gene AIMP2). The record is from RefSeq and is a predicted model, not a curated record. Gene Ontology annotation, cellular component: aminoacyl-tRNA synthetase multienzyme complex. NCBI's taxonomy places the organism in Eukaryota, Metazoa, Arthropoda, Insecta, Ephemeroptera, Baetidae. Bases 174 to 1097 code for a protein of 307 amino acids. The transcript is spliced from 5 exons.
GUUGGCAUCAUUGAAGGUCGUCUGGGCGAGUGGGUUCAGUGGGUGUUAGAACCACGCCCCCUUCCCCCUUGCGAUCUACCACCCCACGUUUGGCCGGGUCUCCAAAAAUUUUCGAGACAAAAAUCUUUAGUAAUAUUUUACUUUGUGACGUUAUUGAAUCAAGCGGACAAAUAAUGGCAUCCAUGUACAAAGUGAAGCCAAUUUUUGUGGCUAACCAAGUUACCGAUCUUCCGACAUGCAUGUACCAGAUGAAAAAUCUCCACGGCACCCCUGAGAAUGUGGAGUUUUUGAGCCCUGCAAACGGCCCGACAAUAGUCCAGUUGAACGAGAGCAAGCACGGCAGUCGAGAGCGUACCCCGUCAGAAGUCGCAAAACUGGAAGCUGUCCAGGAGGAUAUUUUAUUGAAGCUGAACAACCUGAAAAGCAAGCUCGAUGAACUCAGGAAAUUAGUCAAGGAACCUGUUACAAAGGCACCUACCAAGCAGCAGCAAACAACUCUCAGCACAGCCUAUGAUUUCUCGAAAGUUACUGAAGCUGUUGUUGCUGCCAACCCGUCAAACCCUCCAUACGCACUUCUAGCUCUUCAGAAAAUAUGGUCUCCAGAAAUUGAUGUAUCCAUCUCAACCUAUUCGCAUUCGUCAUUGAAGCCCAAAGUGCCGAAGACGCUGAACGACCUCUUCAACACAUCUUCCAAGCUACAGGGCGUACCCACCCUGAUGAUUCGAAUUAUUUGGACUCCUGUCAAGCAAACUCAAAUCAUCACUUCACCAGCUAAGCAGAUAAUUUGCAGUGAAGUAAAUAUUCUGCGUCUUCUCUCACGAUUUGGACCACCCACAACAAAUAUAGACUCUCUCUCGGCAGAAGAGGCAGCUUCUGUCGACCAGCUUCUGGACUUGCUGCACGGGGCUGCCUUGAAAAAUGGUUCCUCUAGCUUUAUCAGUAAACUCGCUCCGGAAGGACCUGACGGCUGGCUACUGAAGAAAGGCCCUAGCAUUGCUGAUUUUGCCCUUUGGUCGUAUUUAAAAAAUGAGAAAUCUGUCAAGUGCUCUGGCAAAUUGGCCACUUGGCAGAAGAAAUGUGACAAGCUGUUCAACUAAUAAAAAUACAAAAACAGAUUUUCU